UACCGGUCAUUCCCACACAGCUACAAGCUUCCACUCCAGAUCAACACAUGCUCCGGGAGAAAGAAGAGAGAGGAAAGAUAAACAUGAAACUCAACUUUGAUACGCAUCACUCAGCUAAACCCUUACCUGUUCUGCAACAAGGAGAYCAAGUAUGGAUUAAAGACAGAAAAGAAAGUGCAACAGUCAAAGAUAAAGUGCAUGAACGAUCAUACCUUGUCGAAACACAGAAUUCCACGUUCAGGAGAAACAGAGUGCAGCUGAAUAAGUUACCAAAGAAAGGACCUAACUUGACCCAAUCUACACCCACAACAGCAAACAAAGAAAGGACGAAACCGGAACACCCUACAGCCCAACAGAACGCUCGAGAAGCUAAAGCUAUGCUAAGCCCUCAUUUACAGCCAACCUUACAAACCAGAUCCGGAAGAACCAUUAGGAAACCAGACAGACUUAUUGAACAAUGAACUUGAACUUGUUGAUGACAUGUAUUAGCUAUAAAAGGGAGAUGUAGUGUUAUCAUAUAUUGUAAUCAAUAUAUAUAGUUUGGAUUACCUGUGUAUGUUUAUAUAUAGUUCGGGUUACCUGUGUCUUGUAACAUAUCUAACAUGGCGGUUUAGUAAAACACACGAGACAACAAUCUGUAUAAAUCCUUCUCACAAAUCAUCCAUCGUAAC
Messenger RNA from Exaiptasia diaphana, 671 nucleotides. RefSeq lists its product as uncharacterized. Lineage: Eukaryota; Metazoa; Cnidaria; Anthozoa; Actiniaria; Aiptasiidae. The record is from RefSeq and is a predicted model, not a curated record. The transcript has a single exon. The coding region runs from base 48 to 461 and encodes 137 amino acids.